UAUUUACAUGUGACAAAGAAACAAAGAUGAGUUUCUCUCCUAGCAUCCUGUGAAUUUUUCAUUGUCAAUGCUAAAUCCAGGCAGAAUUCUGGAAGAUGAAAUGACUAGAUAUGCAUAUUAUUAUUCAGGAUUAGGUGCUGGAGUUCUUGUUGCUGCCUAUAUACAAGUUUCAUUUUGGACUUUGGCUGCUGGCCGACAGAUUAAGAAAAUUAGGCAACAGUUUUUUCAUGCUAUUCUACGAAAAGAAAUAGGCUGGUUUGACCUCAAUGACACCACUGAACUUAAUACACGGCUAACAGAUGACAUCUCCAAAAUUGGUGAAGGAAUUGGUGACAAGGUUGGAAUGUUCUUUCAAGCAAUAGCCACGUUUUUUGCAGGAUUCAUAGUGGGGUUUACCAGAGGAUGGAAGCUCACCCUUGUGGUAAUGGCCAUCAGCCCUGUCCUGGGACUCUCUACAGCCAUUUGGGCAAAGAUACUUUCCACGUUUAGUGACAUAGAACUUGCUGCAUAUGCCAAAGCAGGCGCGGUGGCUGCAGAGGCUCUGGGGGGCAUCAGGACCGUGAUAGCUUUCGGGGGCCAGAACCGAGAGCUGCAAAGGUACCAGAGACAUCUAGAAAAUGCCAAAAAGAUUGGAAUUAAAAAAGUUAUUUCAGCAAGCAUUUCCAUGGGCAUUGCCUUCCUGUUAAUAUACGCAUCGUAUGCGCUGGCCUUCUGGUAUGGGUCCAUUCUAGUUAUAUCAAAAGAAUACACUAUUGGAAAUGCAUUGACAGUCUUUUUCUCGAUCCUGAUCGGAGCUUUCAGCAUUGGACAGGCUGCUCCCUGUAUCAAUGCUUUUGCCAAUGCAAGGGGAGCAGCAUGUGCCAUCUUUGACAUUAUUGAUAAUAAUCCUAAAAUUGACAGUUUUUCAGAGAGAGGACACAAACCAGACAACAUCAAAGGCGAUUUGGAGUUCAAUGGUGUUCAUUUCUCCUAUCCAGCUCGACCUGAUGUCAAGAUCUUGAAAGGCCUCAGCUUGAAGGUUCAGAGGGGGCAGAUGGUGGCCCUGGUUGGGAACAGUGGCUGCGGGAAAAGCACCACGGUCCAGCUGGUGCAGAGGCUCUAUGACCCUGAUGAGGGUAUGAUUACCAUCGAUGGGCAGGAUAUUAGGACGUUCAAUGUGAGGUACCUGAGGGAGAUUAUUGGAGUGGUGAGUCAAGAGCCAGUGCUAUUUUCUACCACAAUUGCUGAAAAUAUUCGUUAUGGCCGUGGAAAUGUCACCAUGGAUGAAAUAAUGAAGGCUGUCAAGGAAGCCAACGCCUAUGAGUUUAUCAUGAAAUUACCACAGAAAUUUGACACCCUGGUUGGGGAGAGAGGGGCCCAGCUGAGCGGUGGACAGAAACAGAGAAUCGCAAUUGCUCGGGCCCUGGUUCGCAACCCCAAGAUCCUCCUGCUGGAUGAGGCCACUUCGGCGCUGGACACUGAGAGUGAAGCUGAGGUCCAGGCAGCUCUGGAUAAGGCCAGGGAAGGCCGGACCACCAUUGUGAUAGCACACCGACUGUCUACAAUCCGAAAUGCCGAUGUCAUCGCAGGGUUGGAGGAUGGAGUCAUCGUGGAGCAAGGAAACCACGGAGAACUCAUGAAGAAGGAAGGGAUGUACUUCAGGCUUGUGAACAUGCAGACAUUAGAAAGUCAGACGCAGUCAGAACUAAAUGAUGAAGAGGCUUUGGCUCCAAAUGGCUGGAAAACUCAUCGCAUAGUUAGGAAUUCUACUCAUAAAAGCCGCAGGAAUUCACGAAAGCGUCAGAGUGGCCUUGAUGAGGAAACCAGUGGAUCUGAUGAAGAUGUGCCACCAGCGUCUUUUCUGAAGAUCCUGCAACUGAAUAAGACGGAAUGGCCCUACCUCGUGGUGGGAACACUGUGUGCUGUUGCCAACGGGGCCCUGCAGCCUGCCUUCUCCAUCAUCUUCUCUGAGAUGAUAGCCAUUUUUGGCCCAGGAGAUGAUGAAGUGAAGCAGCAGAAAUGCAACAUGUUCUCACUGCUUUUCUUAGGUCUGGGAAUUAUUUCUUUCUUCACUUUCUUCCUUCAGGGCUUCACAUUUGGAAAAGCUGGCGAGAUCCUCACCACACGGCUUCGAUCAAUGGCUUUUAAAGCAAUGCUGAGACAGGACAUGAGCUGGUUUGAUGAUCAUAAAAACAGUACCGGUACGCUUUCUACAAGACUUGCUGCUGAUGCCUCCCAAGUCCAAGGAGCCACCGGGACCAGGUUGGCUUUAAUUGCGCAGAAUACAGCUAACCUUGGAACUGGGAUUAUCAUAUCAUUUGUCUACGGUUGGCAGUUAACUCUUUUGCUGCUAUCGGUUGUUCCCAUUAUUGCUGUCUCAGGAGUUGUUGAAAUGAAAUUGCUGGCUGGAAAUGCCAAAAGAGAUCAAAAAGAACUGGAAACAGCUGGAAAGAUUGCAACAGAGGCAAUAGAAAAUAUUAGUACAGUUGUGUCCUUGACCCAGGAGAGAAAUUUUGAAUCAAUGUAUGCUGAGAAACUUUACGGAGCUUACAGGAAUUCUGUGCGAAAGGCACACAUCUAUGGAAUUACUUUUAGUAUUUCACAAGCAUUUAUGUAUUUUACCUAUGCCGGUUGUUUUCGAUUUGGUGCCUAUCUCAUUGUGAAUGGACACAUGCGCUUCAGAGACGUUAUUCUGGUGUUUUCAGCAAUCGUGCUCGGUGCCAUGGCUCUAGGACAUGCGAGUUCCUUUGCUCCAGAUUAUGCCCAAGCCAAGCUGUCUGCAGCCUGCUUAUUUAGGCUGUUUGAAAGACAACCAUUGAUUGACAGCGACAGUGAGGACGGCCUGAGGCCCGAUAAGUUUGAAGGAAACGUAACACUUCAUGAAGUUGUGUUCAAUUAUCCCACCCGGCCCAACGUGCCUGUGCUUCAGGGGCUGAGCCUCAAGGUGAAGAAGGGCCAGACCCUGGCCCUGGUGGGCAGCAGCGGCUGUGGCAAGAGCACGGUGGUCCAGCUCCUGGAGCGGUUCUACGACCCCUUGGCUGGGAAAGUGCUCCUAGAUGGUCAAGAUGCAAAGACACUCAACAUCCAGUGGCUCAGAGCCCAACUGGGAAUCGUGUGCCAGGAGCCCAUCCUGUUUGACUGCAGCAUUGCCGAGAAUAUUGCCUACGGAGACAACAGCCGGGUUGUGACAAUGGCUGAAAUCGUGAGUGCGGCCAAAGCAGCCAACAUACACCCCUUCAUCGAGACCUUACCCCAGAAGUAUGAAACCAGAGUGGGAGAUAGGGGGACUCAGCUUUCGGGAGGUCAGAAACAGAGGAUUGCUAUUGCCCGGGCCCUCAUCCGACAACCUCGAAUCCUGCUGUUGGAUGAAGCCACAUCUGCUCUGGAUACGGAAAGUGAAAAGGUUGUCCAAGAAGCCCUGGACAAAGCCAGGGAAGGCCGCACCUGCAUCGUGAUUGCUCACUGCCUGUCCACCAUCCAGAACGCAGACGUGAUCGUGGUGAUUGAGAACGGCAGAGUCAUGGAGCAUGGCACGCAUCAGCAGCUGCUGGCGCAGAAAGGCAUCUAUCAUUCCAUGGUCAGUGUCCAGGCUGGAGCACAGAACUCUUGUUAUAGUGUAUCUUAAAAAUAAAUUCAAAUCAUUCUACAACUUUUUCUGACUUGUAAAAGAGCUAUUAAUUCAUCAUGAAAUAGAGAUCUGUCUUAUUCCAGAUCAAUUUAGAAUAUACAACUUGGGGGUUGAUAGUACAGCAUUUGAAACUUAGGAUUAGAGGUGACACUUGGCUUGUUGAAGUAUGAAAACAGCUUAGCACUGAGUUACCAGAAACACACGGAAAAACUUAAGAGCAAAGUUUAGGUAUAUAAAACUGUAGAAUUAGAAGUCACAAACAUAAGGAAAAUUCUUAUAGUCCUAAACGGCUGGUUAGAUGACAAUGUGGUUUGGGAACAAUUUUCCUCAUUACAAAGGAAAAAUACAUUGUUCAGUAACAGUCUACUCUCCCCCUUGGUAAAUUUCCAAAUUAUUCUAUUAGGGAACUGAGGUUUUUUUAAAGAAAAUAUAUUCCCAGCUUUAUUAUCAAAGUCCAAGAGAAAAUGGAAUUGUCCUUAAACAAGCUAACUAUAAGCACACAUUUGUUCCAUAAAGCAAGAAAGAGGCAUCUUUUUAAAUGUUUAAAAUUCGUUAAUAAAAAUUCCACAUAUUAGUGCAAUUUGAAACAUUGGAAACAUCAAUAAAGUGCUGUUUCUAUAGCAACUGUGUUACUUUUUUUUUUUUUUUUUACAAAUAAUUAGAUUUUCCCAGAAUAUU
Molecule: messenger RNA, 4285 nt
Organism: Camelus dromedarius (Arabian camel)
Lineage: Eukaryota; Metazoa; Chordata; Mammalia; Artiodactyla; Camelidae
Product: phosphatidylcholine translocator ABCB4
Exons: 25
Coding region: 68-3604 (1178 amino acids)
Biological process (GO): transmembrane transport
Cellular component (GO): membrane
Molecular function (GO): ABC-type oligopeptide transporter activity; ATP binding; ATP hydrolysis activity
Source: RefSeq, a predicted model, not a curated record